This is a messenger RNA of Marasmius oreades (fairy-ring Marasmius), 3378 nucleotides long. RefSeq lists its product as uncharacterized. NCBI's taxonomy places the organism in Eukaryota, Fungi, Basidiomycota, Agaricomycetes, Agaricales, Marasmiaceae. Gene Ontology annotation, molecular function: RNA polymerase I general transcription initiation factor activity; RNA polymerase I core binding. The record is from RefSeq and is a predicted model, not a curated record. Gene Ontology annotation, cellular component: nucleus. Gene Ontology annotation, biological process: transcription initiation at RNA polymerase I promoter. The transcript is spliced from 4 exons. Bases 47 to 2707 code for a protein of 886 amino acids.
AUCGCGGCACCGAAAACCUAUUCGACUGUCGACUGAGGGAGCCAUCAUGGACCCUCAUUCCCGGUUCUCCCAGUUCGAUAAUAAGCGGAUUCCCAAAGCAGGUCCUCAAUCAUCUAGGCCGAGGGUAAUGGAAUCAAAGGACUCUCCCAAAUCACAAUUACCUCGCAAACCUUCGUCCUCAACUGCUCCUAAUGCAUCCUUGUUUAUGAGACGACCGAUAGCCACAAAUUCUAGGGUAAAGCAGGAUGAAAAGACGCGAAAAGAUAUGUAUCUGUCGUUCGUGAAUAAUGCACUUCAUCAAAAGUCGCUGGGCAUUACUGAAUCCUUCGACGAGCUGGUUAGCCAGUUCAAUCUGAAGCGGUCUCGUGACGGCCUUCCUUUCCCGCAGCCAGCACAACUUAGAUUGUGGAUAUUGGCCUUGUCUCACGUUGUAUCACGAUUGGAGCGUAACCAUGCUGCACUCGUCGAGUCAAUCGUCAAUCUGCCCUGGGCUUCAAUGGAUACAGCGACCGUCAAAUCUUAUACAGUGUUUAUUGGGAUGCUUUUAUCUGCACGACCUGAAUAUCUGUCCUUGAUCCUCAGCAAGAUAACCCAGGGCUUUACUUAUCAAUCUACCAUUCAAAUGCUCACUCCUUCAGAGAAUACUUCAUCGUCAGCUAGCAAUCCGGCUGGGCCUCCUUUGACUAGGAGGAUAAUAUACGAUCGCCUGCAUUAUCUCCUUCAGCAUCUUCUUUCACUUAUACCCACCCUUCCUUCUACCCUUAUGCCGCUGCUUGCGAGAAAUUUUCCUCAUAAACGCCAAAAUACGCGCUCUCAGACGACAUACAUAAAAAACCUGCUCAGAGUAUGCUGGUAUUGCCCAGAGCUUUCAGAUAGGAUCUUGGAACUCGUGAUUGAUAGAGCGAUUCAAAUCGAUGUCGAAAUACAAGCUGAAAUAGAUGACAUCGAAGCAGAGAUUAGUGAUGGGAAAGGACAAUCGUCCGACAUCUUUGACAUUGAUUUGGAUACUGUCAUCGGCCAGGAAACCUCAGGUGGCGAAUCUGACUCAGAUGACUCGGAUUCGAGUGACGACGACGAAGACUUCAGUGACUUGUCCUCAGAAGGCGGGGGCGACUUUGAUGACGAUACACACAAGAGAACAGAUUUACCUAUGGACGUUAAACACAUAGCAGAGAUGGCAAAGAAGCUUGAUGCGAUAUUGGUGCUUGUCUUUGAACAUUUUCAGCGAUUUAUUGGAGAUCAACCUCCUUCAAUGCCACUCCCGUCUUCAAGGCCUAUAGCUGUCACUUCUGGUGGCUCUUCGCCUUUGCCUGAGCUUCCGCCGCUGGAUUUUCCAAACACCAUGAUUGUUGGCAUCCCCUCUCUGAUUAAUCUGUCGGAUUUCCCCUCCAUUCAGUCGAGGUCACCCACACCUACCCCUGCUUCAUCGACCAAGGAUCCUUAUGUUUCUUCCUAUAACACACAACUUCAGGCCUCAGUACCGUCUGAUUUAUUGACGCCAAAGCCUUCGCUCUCCGGAAGCUCUUCAUCUUCCCGAUUGCAGAGUUACUUCCCUACCCUUCUUUCCAUCUUUGAUCGCCUCAUUCUUCGCACAUUCAAAUCUCGCUACACGCAAUUCCUACUCUUCUGGUACACAUCGCUUGAAGUCGAGUUUGCUGACGUUUUUAUGGGGAUGUUAGUGGAACGUGCGCUGUAUUCGGCCCCCCCUUCUCUCCCUACAUCUUCCAUGAAUCCAAGCACAACUUCGGCGUCUAGUGGAGCUCCUCCUGCAAUAACUCGUACAGCAGCAGCAUCUUAUAUUGGUUCUUUCGUGAGCCGAGCACAUAUUGUUGAUGGAGCUGGGACACGACGUGUUAUGAGUGUUCUGUGCGAGUGGCUGGAGGCGCACCUGGAUGCGGUAGAUCGGUUGCUCUUACUCCCUUCGUCUUCUGAUCUGCGUACUGGCAGUACUAGUACGAGCACACCCAAUAUCCUAGGAACACAAAACAGUGUGUUUCAUGCCGUGUCACAAGCGGUUUUUUUGAUAUUCUGUUUCAGAUGGAGAGACCUGUUAGUUGACAUAGGUGACAGCGAUUCUCAGUCGCAACCCUCCUCCCUCAUCACGACCUUCCGCGAUCCGGCUUUCUCCACUGAUCCACCGACUACAGGUCCAGGUCUGGGCCAGAAAUGGCUUCCGCAGCUCAAUGUUGUGCGACGUGUGAUUACUUCUGUCAUGAAUCCUCUCAGAGUCUGUUCGCCUGCUGUUGCGGGUCAGUUCGCUCGAGUAGCACACGCGACAGGAUUUGCCUACUGCUAUUCGAUUCUUGAAUCGAACAAGAGGGUCGGCGAUAAUGAUGAUGGGAGUGGAGGAAAAUCACAACUAUUAGGUGUGGAUCGUGGGCUCAAUGCGGAGCUCAAUACGUUCUUCCCAUUUGACCCUUAUGCAUUGCCAAGGUCCAAUCGCUUCAUUGAAGACAAGUACAGGUCGUGGGCGGAUGUUGCGAUAGAUGAUGAUGAAGAGAAUGAUGACGAAGACGAGGAUGAGGAGGAAGAAGAGGAUGGGAAUAAGGACAAUAAUGGCAACGUUGCUGGAGGGGAGGAUCAACGUAUGGCAGUAAGCGUCGAACAAGACGGACUUAGAAAACUCGGCAUAACAUCAUCGUUCGAUGCGAUGAGCAUCAGUCCCGCACGGCCUGGAGUGCAAGCAGCUUCUGAACAUCGAACAUAGCAAUCUCUCUUAAAGUAUCUGUCGCACGGCUUGGUUGGUUAGUUUCGUUGUUUUGCAUUUACUCACUGUUGUACAUCGCAUGAUAUCUUUAUUUGGAUCUUUCGCAGGACCAGAUUGCUACCGCCUCCUAUGUUAUUAUAUCUCAGUCAGGAGCACUUGUCAUUUCUGAUACCAAUAGGAGGCGAUUCGAAGUAUAAAAGGAUUGUGAGAGUCAACUUCCUUUGACAUGGCCGUUAAAAUUAGGAUCCCGGACCUACCUGUUGAGAUUAUACAGAAGAGCAUCAAUCAGAUAUGGCUCUCCCCUCUUCUGCUACACGAUCGAAUAACUCUUAUUCGAACUUCCUACUUCGUCUCCAAACGUUGGGCGACACUAUUUGAAGAGAUAGAAACAAGGGAUGUCUUCAUUGUCAGUCCCUCCCAUGCACGGCGAUUCAUAUUCAUAUCCACCUCAGACGCAAAUACACGGUGUAUCCCUAACUAUUUUACGUGCAGAUCCAUCACAUUCCAACACCGUCACAAAACCAUCUUACCCUUGCCCUCGACAUACACCGAGCUUCAUAUGGUGUACGCCGUAAACGAGCUCCUGCAUCACCUCUGCUUCGCAGAUGAGAAAAUCGGACUGCGAAGCAUUGGCUUCCAACUCGAAAUUUACCUAAUGGAGUCGUUCUUCC